CAACACACAACUCAAUUAGAGAAGCGUCACACGCAAAAAGACAGAGAGCACCGUGCAUGGUACAUACAUCGAUCCGACGCACACACUCAAAAACAACUCGAGAAGACAGACACCUGCCGUGCAGCGCUCGCCUGUCUCAACCCUACUAUAUGUACACGCCUGCCUGUCUGUCUGUCAGCUGGACUGGUAGGCCGGCCACACCACAUACCACACCACAACACAACACACACACACUAGUCUGUGUGGGAUCCCCUCUUCGGCGUGUCGCCCUCGAAUUGGUUGCAGCUCAUGAGGUAGCGGAGCAGGUCGAUCCGAGUGACAACGCCCACGACCACCUGCCGCAUCCUGUACUCCUCCGCCCCGCCCACGAAGCACUUCUGCUCCGCCACCACGAGCACAAAGGGGUGCAGGUCGAGCGUCUUGGACAAGAAGUCCAGCGGACAAUCCAGCCCCACUCGCUUGAACUUCUUGUACAUGCACUUGCCUGCACACAGUAAUGCAAUGCACGCAGGCAGUAUUUGUGUGGACGAGUGUGUGUUCCCCCUCAUUUCGACUCACCGAUGGGGUCCUUUCCCUUGAGCCGUCCUGACGAUAAAUAUGAGCUGAGGUUGCCCUCGGUGAUGACGCCCACCACCUGCCCGCCCGUCUCGCCCUCGUCGCUCACCACCGGCACCUGGUCGAUUCCCUCCUUGUCCAGCAGCUUGAUCACGUCAGAACAAGUCGCCGACGGGCUGACCGUCACUGGUGCCCGCAGAGAGAGGGCGGCGACUGUCGUCUUGCCCCACUCUGGCUCUUCAGCGGAGCCCCGCUCGGUCGGCCGCUCCAUGAAGCCGUUGUCCCACAUCCAGUCGUCGCUCAGGAACUUGCUCAUGUAAUUCCUGCGGCAGGGAGCAAUACAUGCACUGCACGGCUACUUUCUUUCGUCCUUGUGUCGUGCAUACCGGCUGGAGUCGGGCAGCACCACGACGCACCGCUGGUCUUUCUUGAGUUGUCUGGCGGCCUUGAGCACUCCGGCAACUGCGGCGCCCGAUGAGCCGCCGAUGAGCAGGCCCUCGGUGCGUAUGAGGUCCCUGGCCAGCUCGAAGGACUCCUUGUCCUCCGUCUUGACCCAGAAGUCCACCACACUGCGGUCAAGGGCCGUGGGGAUGAAGUCAUAGCCGAUGCCCUCCACAAAGUACACCUGAACGAGCGAAUGAACGAACCAUAGGAAGACAUAUCCACAUCCUUGCUGGUGAAGGGUGCCUUCUGCUGCUGCUGCUGCUCCUGACCUGGUUCCUGCCAGGGUCGUUGAGUGAGUCGGGCUGUGCGAGGAUGGAUCCCCGCGGGUCGACGCCCACGACGACACAGUUGGGGUUCUUCUCCUUGAGCUUCCGACCGAUGCCCGUCACCGUGCCCCCGGUGCCGGCGCUGAUCACAGCCAUGUCCACCUUGCCAUCGCACUGAUCCCAGAUCUCCUGACCCGUGCCCUCAUAGUGCGCCAGCGGGUUGGCGGGGUUCUUGUACUGGUCCAGGAUGUGGGAGUUCUCGAGCUGCGCGUUGACCUUGAGGGCCAGGCCGAUGUGCGACUCGGGAGAGUUCCACGCCGCCUCGGUGGGCGUGCGCAGGAUCUCGGCACCCAGCGCCUUCAUCAUGUUGACCUUCUCCUGACUCAUCUUCUCGGGCAAGGUUAUCAGCAUCCGAUAACUGACACGCACACACGCACACAAUCAUGGCAGGCAUUUCCAGCACCCCCCUCAUCCAUCCAUCCAUGCAUUGCUCACCCUUUGAUUGCAGCGGUGAGUGCGAGUCCGAUGCCCGUGUUGCCCGAGGUCGGCUCGAUGAGUGUGUCGCCCUGCUUCAGGAAGCCGUCCUUCUCGGCCUCCUGCACCAUCCGCAGCCCGAUGCGGUCCUUGACCGACCCGCCCGCAUUGAAGUACUCGCACUUGGCCACCAGGUCACACUCGAGGUCAUACUUCUUGGCAAACCGUGACAGCCGGACCAUCGGCGUGCGGCCUGCAGUGCACACACCACACACACACACACAUCAUAAACGGAGCAGCCCUGCCCUUGUGUGCAGAAGAUCUGUUCGCUCACCGAUGCAUCCGAGGAUGCUGUCUUUGAUCUUCUGCUCGGGGCAUGGCGGGAUGGAGUGGUGCGGACACGGCUCCGUGCAGUUGGGCGUCCACGUGCACUUCUCACACCCAUGGUACGAAGGGAAGGUGAUCUCAGCCGUGCCGGACUGGCGCAGCUCCGGUUGACCCGACAUCUCUCUGCCUCUCCUGCUGCCUGAACGUCUGCCUGACGCCUUCCG
Molecule: messenger RNA, 2290 nt
Organism: Vitrella brassicaformis
Lineage: Eukaryota; Vitrellaceae
Source: the annotation of a GenBank genome assembly